AGAACCAAACCAUAAGGAGGAAAUAAAUAACCGUGAUUCUCCAGAAGUGAUGCAAGGAUUCAGUUUGCGAUCGUCUCUUGAAGUUACCGGAAGUGGAAUAUCGUGAGAAACACAACAAUUAACUAGAAGAAUCAUAAACAAACAAUUGGAAAUUGAGAGACGUGGAAGAGUUGAACGUCCAUCGUAGAAACCUCCAGAAUUUAAUGGCUUAUCAUGAGCUUUCCGAGAAGUGUCAUCAUUACGCUGCCUAAAGGCAUGCAAAAGACAGCACUCAGCAACGAAAUAAAUUUUGCGACUUCGAUUCUUGGAGCCAAACCGAAGAUGGAAACGAGGAAAAUGAAAAUUGAGGAGAUGGAUGAUUCGACGUGUGAGAUUGUUAAACCAGAUGAAUGGCUGAGGGGAAAGAAGAGGAGGCUUGAUCACCUCACGUGGGAGGAAAAAUUACAACGAAAAAAGCUGAAGAACCGAGUGGCAGCCCAGACAUCCCGAGACCGCAAGAAGGCCAAGCUGGACGAGCUCGAGGAAACAGUCCGUGCCCUCCACGAACAGAAUGACCUCCUCUCCGAGGAGUGUGCUCUUCUGCGCUCACAGAAUGAAGCCCUGAUGGCUGAGACCGAACGUCUGAAGUCCGAGUCAAAGAGUGCAACGACGAAUUCGCAGUCAGCAUCACAAUCAGCAGGUUACUGUGAAUCGUGUCAGAAUCGUGUCGCUUGUGUUAAGCCCACACUGGGAUCUGCUGCAUCCCCUAGCCCUCUGCCGCAGGGUGGCAAAACACAAUCGGCACCAGCUCUGACUCAAAAUGCCACGGUAAUCUUGAAGAUACUGACCCUCUACCUCCUCUCGAUGAACUCUUUGGAGAUCUUCAAGGGGACGACUACAUCGUCAGACUCGAGGAGCUCGCUGAAAGCCUUCUGCGGGAGGUUACCGCUGAAGUGGAAGCAAAUUCUCAUCGAGCAAAUGACAAAGACAGCAGGCAGGAGGAUACCACUGAAGAAUAUGACAAUACAGAGAGAAUGGUGGGGGAGACAUCAGAAAAUGUGGAAACCAGUCCAACCACUGGAGGCUUGAAGAACUCCUAUUCAUCGAAAUCUGUUCCAGAUUGUUUUCCACUGGUCUACACAAGUCCUGCAAGUAAUUUAGAGACAAAUAAUGACAGUUUAAUUAGCUCCAGCAAUGCUGGAACCCAUUCCGAUAAGAAUUCCAAUUAUGGCGGACCG
Messenger RNA from Diachasmimorpha longicaudata, 1217 nucleotides. It is a transcript of the gene Xbp1, whose product is annotated as X-box-binding protein 1. Gene Ontology annotation, biological process: regulation of DNA-templated transcription. Gene Ontology annotation, molecular function: DNA-binding transcription factor activity, RNA polymerase II-specific; RNA polymerase II transcription regulatory region sequence-specific DNA binding. The transcript has 2 exons. Gene Ontology annotation, cellular component: nucleus. NCBI's taxonomy places the organism in Eukaryota, Metazoa, Arthropoda, Insecta, Hymenoptera, Braconidae. Bases 214 to 1068 code for a protein of 284 amino acids. The record is from RefSeq and is a predicted model, not a curated record.